UGACAUAUCACCUUUAUCCAAUGGUGGUUCCUCUCCCGAUAUGGCGAACAUGCUCCUACUGAGGUCUGGUGACGUGGAACCAAACCCGGGUCCAAAUACCAAGCUUGGGGAUCUAAGUGAGCAUGAAUUGUAUCUCCUUGCUGACGGUAUGGAUCCAUCAGACCUUCGGAAGGUCGGACUAGCUCUAGAAUUCACUGAAGCUCAAAUAAGUAGAUUCAAGGAAGACAACACUGGAAACAUAAUGCUAGCUACGUACAAGAUGCUUUGCGAAUGGCUCAAAACAGUUCGGCAGGAAGAAGCGAGGAAAAUAUUGUCCACCAAGUUACAAGACAUACAUCUGGUACAGCUGGCAAACAGUGUUCUAAAAGGCCAGGCCGGUGAUCACAUACCAUCACUGACAGAAGAGGAAAUCCAACGGGUCAUCAAAGAGGUCAAAGAAUAUUCUGCCCUUCAUCACUGUCAGAUUCCAGCAGAUCCACUGAACAGCAGUCUUCUAUUUCAAUUAGAUCAGAUCUUCACCAAUUUAACGUUGAUAGAAGAAGGCCGAGGAACAACCCGAAAGGCACCGCUACUCUACGCAGACCUGCUCAAGACUAAAGUCAACGGAGUCCUUCCUAAACGUUUGUUGGUUGAAGGUGAAGGUGGUGUGGGGAAGACAACUCUUUGCUCGAAGAUUGUUUGGGACUGGAUUCAUGGAGCUGGCUACCAAGAUUUCAAACUGGUUCUUCUCGUCCUUCUACGUGAUUUAGAGGGUAAGACUCUUGGAGAGAUAAUAAAGUCUUACCUCCCAGACGACAAUAUGGUUACAGCCAUGCAGCUAAACAAGUACGUCUUCUCACAUCAGAAAGACGUCUUUCUUGUUCUUGACGGUCUAGAUGAGCUAGCUGGCGAUCUUAACAGCUCUCAUCAAAUCGCCCUUAUCAUCCUCAAUCAGCUGUUCAAGUCAGGGAGAGUGCUAAUCACAUCUAGAAGAUGGCGAUCAGAUGAGAUACGGAUAAAUUCGGAUCUUAGAAAGGUGUAUGCUUUCAUUGCCGUCGAAGGCUUUUCUGCUGACAACUUGUCUUCCUACAUCGCUAAGUUCUUUCAUCCAGACACAACAUCAGCUGAGGACUUGAAUCGAUUUAUUUCAAACAACAGUGUGAUCAGAGAGAACAUGGCUCCCUUCCCGAUAUACACAGUUAUGCUCUGCAUCAUGUGGAAAGACUUCGACGGCAAACGCCGUGAAGCAAUGUCCAAGCUUCAAACAUUUUCCCAACUGUUUGAUGAGAUGAUCCACUUCUUAGUAGAUCAUUAUCUUUCCAAGCUCAAUAUGUCUGCUCGUAAUAUUGAUGGAGAAAUGGAUAGGAAACGGAAGGACAUUCUACGUCAUCUAUCCAAUAUCGGUUGCCUAGCCUUGCAGGGGCUCCAUGAAAGGAGACUGGUGUUCACUGAAGAAGAAUUUCAGAGAUUGCCGGGUUCUGUGGAUACAGGUUGCCAAGUUGGAGUACUCACUAAACAAACGCAAACUCCCUCUCGGAGAGACAGAAGACACCAUUCUCAUUCUGCAGUCUCAUCUGUCCAGUUCCCUCAUAAGCUGUUUCAGGAGUAUCUAUCAGGGAUGUAUCUGGCAUCUCUUCACAACUCAAACAGAAGUGAGUACGACGGGUUGAUGAAGGAUAUAAUUGAAAAAGCAAGUGAAUUCCGUGAGCUUCUGUACUUCACCUCAGCCCAACAGAAGGAGGUCGGAUUGGAUAUCAUAACUCGUCUCAUAGCAUCAAUGACAACGCAAUAUAGGCAUAUCGAUGAUGACUACAUUGUUGAUGCAGCAUAUGAGAGUCAAGACCAAACAGUGGCUAAAGCUGUAGCAGAUCAUCUAUCGACUUCAUCCAGCAAGACACUUGUGAUCGGGGAGAAGAAUAUACCGGCGCACACAGUAGCGGGACAUAUCUUCAUCAUGAAUCAUCGCAAUGUGGACCUGGCUGACUUUAUGUGCUCCUCAUCUACUCUGAGAUCAGCAUGGAUCGCUAUCUCUGCAGGCGGAGUAGAGGAUAUGCAUGAAAAUUUAUCCGAGGUGCUUGCUGAUAACGCCACUCAUUCGAAAAUUGAGCAUCUUGAGAUAAAGUACAUUGAUCUCAGUCAACGUCUGUCUGCAUCACGUGAUCUCGCUGAGUUCAUUUGUAAGAUGCCUAAUCUCAGGGAACUCCGUCUCGGUGAUAAAUAUGGAAACACCAGUCCCUCACUUCAUGAAGAAUUCUAUUCAACGUUGUCAUCAUUAGCACCAUCUGCAAAGAUUGAGCAUCUUGAGAUAAAGUACAUUGAUCUCAGUCAACGUCUGUCUGCAUCACGUGAUCUCGCUGAGUUCAUUUGUAAGAUGCCUAAUCUCAGGGAACUCCGUCUCGGUGAUAAAUAUGGAAACACCAGUCCCUCACUUCAUGAAGAAUUCUAUUCAACGUUGUCAUCAUUAGCACCAUCUGCAAAGAUUGAGCAUCUUGAGGUAAAGUACAUUGAUCUCAGUCAACGUCUGUCUGCAUCACGUGAUCUCGCAGAGUUCAUUUGUAAGAUGCCUAAUCUCAGGGAACUCCAUCUCGGUGAAUAUGGAAACACCAGUCCCUCACUUCAUGAAGAAUUCUAUUCAACGUUGUCAUUAUUAGCACCAUCUGCAAAGAGAUAA
Messenger RNA from Lytechinus variegatus (green sea urchin), 2650 nucleotides. RefSeq lists its product as uncharacterized. The transcript is spliced from 8 exons. The record is from RefSeq and is a predicted model, not a curated record. NCBI's taxonomy places the organism in Eukaryota, Metazoa, Echinodermata, Echinoidea, Temnopleuroida, Toxopneustidae. Gene Ontology annotation, molecular function: protein binding. Bases 41 to 2650 code for a protein of 869 amino acids. Gene Ontology annotation, biological process: signal transduction.